GAAACGGGGACGCCUUUUGUUAACUGCAGAAAUACUGGGGAGAGUUUAUGUUUCUACAAAAAUUUACAACAUUUUCACUCUUUCACUGUUAAUUUUUUACACAACCAGUUUACCCAAAUGGAACUAUUUCCUGGUGCCGGAGAUAAAGCAGUACCUGUUAAAAUAACUGUAAUACGGGGAAAUAACCUGAGAAGCAACAAGGCUGAGUCUCUCCUGAACUAUGUGAGGGCUGAGUUCAAUGGUAUGGUCCUGGGAGAUUCCCAGAAGCUGGAUGUUGCAGUGGAUCAGGGUGUUGACUACAACUUCACCUGCAGCUUUGAGUGCUCCGAUGCUGUCCACACACUAGAUGACGUGGCACACAAACCUGUAAUAUUGACAGUGAUGGAGAUCCUCCCUAAGGAGAAGAAGCAGAAGGAGGAGAAGACUGCCAUUCUAGGGCAAGCAGUAGUUGACCUGUUACCGCUCUUGCAUGGUCAGUGCAGCUUCUCGUCCACUGUGAUACUUCAUCCAACCACCGGCUCACCUGUGGAGACAGCCUUUCAAGAGAGUAGCAGCAAGCCAUCUCUGGACGUGGUCAUCUGUGUUCCAGAGCCUUUGCUCUCUGGCCUCCAGCUGUCUGACUCCAACCUGCUGAUGGUCACCGUGGAGACCGCUUACUCAGUCCCGGAGGUGUGGCUUCCAGCCUCGGGGUCUGGGGCUCCGUCCAGCUACGUGGCUGCCCUGCCAAUCCCCCUCACAGCCGAGAAGGAGCAGGUGCUGAUGUUCUCCAAUGGGAUUCUGAAGGUGGGUGGAGAAAGGGAAGCCGUGGGCAGACCUAGGAAAUGGCCUAUGCGUUCCCUGUUGGCACCUGGAGCUCACUUCAUACCAGGCGUCUUCAUAGAAGGAGAGCCUACAGACAUGGUGUAUGGGGAUCUCACCAGCAUUGAGGACAGGGAUUUCCGGAAUGACGCAGAGACCAAUAAGAAAAGAGUGUGCUGGGACACUGAGCGACGUUGCUUUCUGGAUGCAGGGGGUGUAGCCUGUUUGACCCGUAGGAUAGCAGAAAACAGACUGUUGCCAGUGGAAGUCAUGAGGUCACUGCAGGUUGGAGUCACAAAGGGAGGAAAGGCUGGCAAAGACAAGGCAGCAGAGGAGGACAGCCAAAUCUCUUUCCAUGGCGUUGCGUACGUGGACAUGGGUCCCCUGCUCUACCCCGGGACAAGGCGUAUCCGAGGGGCGUACCAAAUCUACCCCUUCUAUGACUCUGACCUGCAGCUCAAGGCCAAGAGGAACGUCAGCAUCCUAAAGGAGAGCAUCGGGGCUCUGCCAAACCAGUGCAGAGAGAGGGCCCCCUCCUCUGUCGGCUCCUGCAAGAUGGCACCCAGUAAAGUCUUCGACGGCAGCCACAAGGGCAGUAAGGAGUCCAAGGAAUCGCCCAAAAAGCCUGGCACACAGGGGAAGUCAGCACCUGCUGGCACUGAUAGUGUGAUGCUGUCUGAAAUGGACCAGCAACAAAUGAAUGCAGAGGGCCAGAUGUAUGCAGAUUCCAGAACCUACAUCAUUAUUGAAAUCGCUCUGGAGAAGUCACUGGUACCUAAGAGACCACCAGAGGAGCUGGCCAAAAGGGUGAGGGAGUUGAUACCUGCUAGGCCUCCCUUUCCUCACCGACCAGCUGGAGCAGAGAGGGCUGUGCAGGAGUACCAGGCCCAGGUUGCCAGUGUGGUGGGCCAGGUGUUGGAACAGUACCAGCAGCUGUUUGGGCCUGCCUUUGAACCAGGGGGGGUGCCCCUGGACCCCACCACCCAGGAACAGCGCAAGACCCAGCUCCUGGGAGAGCUCAACUAUUCUGGGAAGUAUUUUGCUUUCAAGGAGCAGAUGAAGUAUUCUGUGGUGCGUAUCGUGAGGGAGAAGAUGCUGCGGACUGAGGCCUUCUCUGAUCCUCAACAACUGCAGGCGUUCCUCAGCCAGCUCUAUGUAUUCCUGGUGGACGAAAUGCACGUUGCCCUAAACAAGACGUUGUCAGUGGAUUCCCAGGAGGCUCAGCCUCGCCCCCUGCUGGACUGUGCCCAGCUCCUCCACUUUGCCAAGGAGGCCCAGCUCAAUCAGGACUACCAGCUAGCUACUCAGUACUACCAGGAGCGACUUAGUCGUGACCGAGCCAACCCGGCCCAUUGGUUUGACUACGGUGUGUUUUACAUGAUGACGGCUGAUUACCAGAAGGCUGACGAGUGCUUCCACUAUGCCGUGUCCAUAGAUCAGACUCACCUUCCCAGUUUGGUGAUGUCUGGUGUCCUGGCCGAGAUGGACGGACGGAAAAAGGACGCAGAGACAUUCUUCGAGGGAGCCACUUGUGUGGACCCAUCCAAUGUGAUGGCCUGGACUCUGUUUGGCUUGUUCCACGAGAGCCAAGAGAACUCCAUCCAGGCAGAAAUGGCCUUCCUGGAGGCCAACAAGCACUUGAGGGGCACCGUUGGGCUCACUCCACCAUGUGGGGUGGAGACGGAGGCUGAGCCACCGAUCCCGGGGGAGGAGGAGCCAGUCGUUGCAGGCACUGAGUCACCCACCAACAAGACAGAUGUGGAGGGAGACAAAGUAGGAAGUGUGGGGACUGGGUCUCAGAGCAGCCAGGGCAGCAGACCAGGGGAUGGAUAUGUGGCAUGUGCUGACCCUAAUGCUAGGCAUCACCUAACAACCCCCGUCUGGUUGAACACCACCAUCUACAUGGAAACGGUGCAGUUUCUCUUGCAGAACAACGCACUACAGAUGGCCCAGAGAGCCCUGGCCCAUGAGGUCUUGUCUCCUGAGGGGGGUCUGAGCAGCUCCUACCACCUGGCCCUUGCUCGACUGCACCUGCUCAGGGCAGAGUACGGCAGUGCCGAGUACAACCUGAAGGAGGCACUCAAGGACAGCUUUCAGGACCCUGAUCUGUGGGCAUUGUAUGGUCAUCUGCACUACCUGACAGGGGAGUACGGAAAGGCUCAGAACUGUUACGAGAGGACCCUGGACUUUGUGACGGACACUGCGGAGACACACCCCGUCUUCCUGCGCCUGGGCUCCAUCUAUCUGCAGAAUGGGGAGUUUGAGCAGGCGAAAACAACUUACUUGCGUGCCUGCAUAAGCACCCCCUCCUGCCUCACUUGGCUGGGACUUGGAAUCGCCUGUUACCGGCUAGGGCAGCUAACUGAAGCAGAGGACGCCCUGACAGAGGCCAACACCCUGAACAACGAGAACGCUGAGGUGUGGGGUUACCUUUCUCUGGUUUGUCUACAGUCGGGCCGAAGACUUGAAGCAGAGCAAUCCUACAAGUAUGCCUUGAAGUUGAACCUACAGGAGCCAGUUCUGUGUGAGAUCAAGGCACUCCAAGAUGAAGUUGGCUUUGGAAACCCAUGUUUCUAGAAAAACAGCAGGCAAUGAUUUAUAUUCAAAAGCUUUUACGAAUUGUAUUUCUAAUUUGCAAAACCUAAUAUUUAGCUGUUAUUUCUGUAAGGUCUACAUUAUUGACUUGUGCACUUGUCCUCAUAUUUUACAAUUUUGGAUUAAACAUUCUUACUUUUAUGCAUAAUGUCUGAAAAUAUUUGCACACUGUCUUCAAACCAGAAUGCAGGUGACAUGUUUGCAUGUUUCUGCUGAAUGUGUUCUGAGCUGGUAGGGUGGGUAAAACUGGGGGUGUUGCCAUUUUUACAACCGAACACCUCUCAAUCGGUCAAGCCUUCCGUUAGGAAACAACUGUCAGGUUACCAUUAUAGGUGUAUAUCAUCUACCCUCUGCUUUACACUUUUAUGUGACUCGUUUGCACAUCUAGAAUGCCAUUUAGAAAUUGCCAUUUGGACCCAAACAACUAUUAUUCCACUUGUAACAUACACUAUACCUAAUACUUGUAAAAUUCUGCCCUCAUUUAUUUGUCUUAAUGGCACAUUUAGUAUUGCAUUUGCACUGCAUUUGCCUUCAUUACACAUCUGCACAUUCCACUUAAUACUUAUACAUAUUUUUGCUCUUCUGGUUAGAUGCUAACUGCAUUUUGUUGUAUUGUACCUGUACUGUUCAAUGACAAUAAAGUUGAAUCUAAUCUAAGAUAGGUAUGCUAAAUCCGCUAACCAACCUAUUAACCUAAUUUACAUAGUCAGAUCAUCCUUGGACAUUUUAACCUGGACUGUACAACGUAUGAUUCCGAAAAUAUAAUGGCAGGCCAUACUUUUGAUAAAACAUCCUUGCCCUAUACCGAAAUAAAAGAGGAAUACAUUUUUGGAUAUUUAUGGAACCCUCAUGAAACCCUAUGUUGUUGACAGCCAACAUUUUUCACUUAGUCUGUUCAUGGAAAAAGAACCUGCUAU
Messenger RNA from Esox lucius (northern pike), 4310 nucleotides. It is a transcript of the gene cfap70, whose product is annotated as cilia and flagella associated protein 70. Gene Ontology annotation, cellular component: motile cilium; extracellular exosome. The record is from RefSeq and is a predicted model, not a curated record. Gene Ontology annotation, molecular function: protein binding. Gene Ontology annotation, biological process: cilium assembly; cilium movement. The coding region runs from base 118 to 3375 and encodes 1085 amino acids. The transcript is spliced from 26 exons. Lineage: Eukaryota; Metazoa; Chordata; Actinopteri; Esociformes; Esocidae.